Messenger RNA from Phyllostomus hastatus (greater spear-nosed bat), 6391 nucleotides. Its product is annotated as probable ATP-dependent RNA helicase DDX60. The record is from RefSeq and is a predicted model, not a curated record. Gene Ontology annotation, cellular component: cytoplasm. NCBI's taxonomy places the organism in Eukaryota, Metazoa, Chordata, Mammalia, Chiroptera, Phyllostomidae. Gene Ontology annotation, molecular function: nucleic acid binding; ATP binding.
CUCAGCUGGUGCAGAGAAGCUGCCCUUGCUCACUUAGAGAAAAGGUGUAGCUCUGACUGUACUGAGGGCAGACUUGCCCCUUCUUGUGACCCUGGGCUGGCUGUUGGACUGUAAAAAGAAAACUACAGAUCCCAGAUCAUGGCUUCUGCACCUCCUAUGUCAAAUGAAACUUCAAGCCCUAGUAACAGUGAGAGUGAGAGUGAGUGUGGGAGUGAUGCUGAAAGUGACAGCUCUGACGACAGUGAGACCAUGGAGAGCUUGUCCUCAUUUGAUCAGUCUGAAGAAGAAGAUCAUCUAAGCUCAGAAGACAUAAUAAAAGAAGAGCCAGCUUCUGGGCCUUUGCCAUGUGAGUUUGAAAUCGAUAAAGAGAAACCUUCUGAUGUUGAAGCUACAGGAUUAACUGAAUGUAAGAAAAUUCUGAGGAUGCUCUCAUUAUUGAUUUGGAAAACUGUGUCAAAAUCUCAAAUGGUGAGCUUACUUAAAGACUUUGUUGAGUCUGAAUUUUUUUUGAUUGAUGGAGAUUCACUAUUCAUCACAUGUAUUUCAAAUGUGAACUUAAAGAAAGGACAAACUCUUCACUUCUUCUAUAUUGUAGAACAAUUUCUACAUGAUUUCAUUCAAAAGGAAGCCAAAUUUAUAAUAGUUUUCUUUAAGGAUGCAGAACAUCUGUAUUUUAAUCACCCUGAACUUCUGGCUCUUCGUACCAUAUUGAUUCAACAUUUAGAAUACAAUACGGAUGUCCCUAUUCAUACACAAUUUUCCAACUGUCUGACACCAGAAUGGGAGAUAUUUCUUAAAGAAUGUUAUCCGUAUUUCCUAAUUGUCUCAGAAGAGGGACUAACACCUCAUCAAACAGACUUUUUAAACAUUUUUAUCAUUCACGCUCUUCAGAAGAAAAUCAAUAUUAUACAGUCUUUAGGAAUAAAGUCAGAUGCCCUUAGAAUUUAUGGAUACUAUGCCUCAAGUUGCUAUUUACACAAACGCUUCUUUGAAAUGAAUGAGAUACCACUGCAACAUGCCUUACAUGCCUACAUAGUAGAGUACUACCAAAAGUCACCGGAAAGAGAAAUAUUUCUAUAUGGUCAUUUGAGACUAAACUUGGGAGAAAUGCAGAAAGAGAUACAUCAAGCCUUGUCCUUGCUUCACAGUCUGGGCCCUGAAGGAGCUGAUGUGAGAAGUGUUGUGUGCUCUGUUUCAUGUGCUGUGACACUAAAACUCUAUGCAAAAAUGUUACAUGGUGCACAAGACUAUGAGAACCCAAGCACUGGCACAGAAAAGCAAAACUUGCAGGACUUGAAGAAAACACCAACACUAAAUGAAGCGGCAGAUCUUUGCAGAAUGCACUGUCUUAGUGUGACUUGCCUUCAACGUUUACCCCUGUUUCAAAGAGCUAAGAGUAGAAUCAUUGCUUCUGCUUGGGACAGAACUCUUUUACCAUUUCUAAGAAUGUUAAAGUAUUGUGAAUUUUUCACCCUAAAACAAUUAAAGUCUAGAAAUAAUUGGAAUAUGAAUUACGGUGGCCUACCUGACUUAACUGAUAAUAGUUUGUGCAAAAAUAUUGUAUAUUAUGAAAUUGAAUAUAGUAGAGGACUAACCCUGGAACUGGGAGAAACGUUGAAAGAGAGCUAUCAGAAGCUGUGGAACACGGUUUUGACAGCAUCAGGGGAUGGUGAUUUCGGAGGACCCAUGCCCGUGAGGGCAACGUCCAGGCCAUUUCUUACACAUAAAAAAACAUCACCUAGAGGAUCAAAUCAAGAAAUUCAUAAAUUAGGACUCAUUCCUCUGAAAGCAGAAAUUAUAGAAGAUUAUGCUGGAGAUAUUUUGUCAGAACUACCUUUUCUAAGCAGUGAUGACCCAGCUAUUACAUCUCUUUCUAAGAAGAAAGAAUUUGAUGAACUCAUACACUGGCAUUCUUCUAGACCGCUCAGUAAUGAUUUUGAAAGGAUGAUGUGCAGGAGUGGUGCUAAUUCCAAAGAUGCCAAAGAACGAAGGGAAAUACAGAAAUUACAGUGUUUUUAUCACCUCUUUGGAAAAUCUAUGAUAGGAAGUAACAGAUCAGUAAGUGUUAUAAGAGGAAAAGAUCUGCCACCUCCAGAAAACUCUUCAGUGCAAAAGAAAAAAACCCACCAGAAGACGAAUGCAGAAAAAAUCAUUGAAGAAAAUCAAAAGAGACAGCUAGCUAAACUAGAGAAAAAAGAGGAAGAAAGAUGGAAUAACUUGUCUGAAUAUAUUGAAAAGGAAAUUAAAGAAAAUCCUAACUCUGGAAUAAAAAGACUAGAAGAUUUUAUCCAAACAUGCCCUGUUAAGUCUGUAAAAUUUGCUGCAGAAAUGGUAGGAUUGGAUGCCUGUUUCAAAUUAUGGGUGGAACACUGUUCAAAACCAGAAGCAGUACCCAGAGAUAUAAACAUAAUAAUUAACUUGAUGAAAAGGAUUCACAUAAUUCAUGAAAAAUAUUCUGAACUAUUACAAAAUACACAUCGACAAAAAAUAGCCAAAUAUCUAAAAUAUAUUGGAUUUGACAACUUGGCACACUUACUAUGUCCUCAGGUGCAGGAAUCAGGUACCAAGAAGAAUGUUUCUAAAUAUUCCAUUCACAUGGGGGCGGCUCGGUUUCAGUUAACAUACAUGGGCCCCUACUUAUUUCGAGAAGAAAGAAGUGAUCCAGAUUCCAGAGUGCGUCAUUUCAUACCAGACACGUGGCAGAGGGAACUUCUUGAUGUUGUAGAUAAUAAUGAAUCUGCUGUAAUUGUUGCCCCGACUUCAUCAGGGAAAACCUAUGCUUCUUACUACUGCAUGGAGAAAAUCCUGAGAGAGAGCGAUGACGGGGUGGUUGUGUACGUGGCUCCAACCAAGGCUCUUGUUAAUCAAGUGGUAGGAACCGUCUACAGUUUAUUUACCAAAGCACUGCCAAAAGGAUUAACGGUGUGUGGAGUUUUUACAAGAGAUUACCGUCAUGACACCUGUAAUUGUCAGAUAUUGGUGACAGUGCCUCAGUGUUUGGAAAUACUCUUGCUGUCACCUCGUGGUCAAAAGUGGGUGAAAAGGAUAAGAUAUGUCAUAUUUGAUGAGGUUCACUGUCUUGGGGGAGAAAUUGGAGCAGAAGUCUGGGAGCAUCUCCUCGUCAUGAUCCGAUGUCCCUUUCUGGCUCUCUCUGCUACCAUCAGUAAUCCUGAGCAUCUCACCGAAUGGCUGGUGUCAAUUAAAAGAUACUGGCAACAUGUUGAAAGCACAAUGGAAAAUUCUGGUCCAUCGCAAAAUGCCUUGAAAGUUGCCAAGAAACAACAAAGAAAAGGAGUAGAAAAGCCAUCAUACAGAGUUAGACUGGUAUGGUAUAAAGAGCGAUACAAUGACCUGGAAAAGUAUGUGUGUUCCCUAAAGGAUAAUGACUUUAUCAUUGAACACUAUCACCCAUGUGCUGCACUUACAGUCAAGCAUUUAGAGAAACAUGGAAUCCCUUUAGACCUUGGAUUUUCUCCACGGGAAAGCAUACUGCUGUAUGAUGCAAUGGUACAUGUUUGGCCAGAAUGGACAAGAAUGCAGGAGUUAGAACCUGAAGAAUUCAGCUGCUUCAAGAAUAAAAUAGUCAUUAUGAGGACAGAUGCCAAGAAAUAUGAAGAGGAACUGAAAAAAGAAAUGAUUCGUUGGGUUCAGCUGGACCCAAGCAAGGUGAAUCAGUUACUAAAGUACCUUAAGCCUCAAACUUUUGACAGUGCAGAAACUGAAAAGCAAAAAAUGUUUCCCCAUUUUGUGGAAAAACUUAAAGAAAUGAAUAAACUGCCUGCAAUAUUCUUUUCAUUCAACAUUCACUCAGUGGAACUAUCAGCUUCAUGACUUCUUUCAAAUUUGAGAAUCAAACAGAAUAGUCAUAAAGACCCAAAUUCUGAAACAGAGAAGAAAAAUUUGAACAAGAAACUAUGGAAAGCAAUAAAGUCUCAAAAAAGAAACUGGGCUGUAUUUUUAAAUUCAGAUUCAGGUGCUAGGAUUCAAAGAAUCAUUGUAUUGAAAGCUGAAAUAGAGGAAAUAAAGAAAAACCUUAAGAAGCAUUAUGCAGUGCCUCCAGACUGUAAUUAUGCCGACCAUACAGUUGUGGAUAGCCAGGCUUUAUCAAAGAUCUUAUACAGACUGAGAGGAACAAGAAAAAGGUACCAACUGCACAGUCUGUUAAGGCAGGGCAUUGGAUAUCAUCAUGGUUCAAUGGAAUAUAAGCAAAGACAAGUUGUGGAGAUGCUUUUCAGACUGAAGCACAUCAAGGUAGUAACAGCUACCUCCUCCCUUGCUUUGGGAAUUAACAUGCCAUGUAAAUCUGUUGUUUUUAUGGAAGAUUCUGUUUAUUUGGAUGCCUUGAACUUUCGACAGAUGUCCGGUCGUGCAGGAAGACGUGGAGAAGAUCUUACAGGACAUGUGUUCUUCUAUGACAUUCCAUUACCUAAGAUAGAAAGGCUCUUAAAGUCGAAUGUGCCCAAACUAAAGGGUCAGUUUCCUUUAAGCAUUUCCUUGGUUCUCAGACUUAUGCUCUUAGUUGCCAAAGCAGAUGACAAAGAGGAUGCCAAAGCAAAGGCAUUAUCAGUUCUCCAACAUUCACUGAUGUCCUUCAAGCAGCCAAAGAUCAAGCACAUAUUAAAGUUUUACUUUAUGUAUUCUUUGCAAUUCUUGGUCAGAGAGGAAUAUUUGAAUCAAGAAUGUAUUCCCAUUGGAUAUUCUGGACUUGUGUCUCAUUUGCACUACCACAAACCUUCCAACUUUGUUUUAGUAAGCUUGCUGAAGAAAGGUGUAUUUCAUAAAUUGUGUAUUCCAAUCAGUACAAAUGGCCAAAAGAGAUUUUCUGAAGAUGUGAUGGAGACCUUAGUAGUGGUGUUAGCAAAUCUUUUUGGAAGACAGUAUCUUCCUCCCUGUGUGAACAAAUUUGAAACGAAAAUUCCUCGUUCAGUGGUAAUUCUAGAUGAUCUUCCCCAGGAAUUUGCUGAAGUGGUAGAGGAACACAACAACAUGAUUCAAAAGAAUUUUGGUUCCUUCCUCCUAACAAUUUCUAAGUUGGCUGAUAUGAGAAAAGAAUGCCAACUACCUCUCUCAGAAAUUGACUUUUCAGGUAAAGAAUGUGAAGACUCUGAACUGGUCUCUCAUUUAAUGCCUGGAACCGAGAGCAGAACUGCUGUCUCCCCAUUUGCUUGCCUGUCCAACAUAACUGAUCAGGAUUUAUUUCAUAUUGAUGUGGUAAAUGAUGCUAAGUUACGAACAGUUGAUGUGGAUGUCACAAAAGUUCCAUUCUUUUGCAUGAAUAAAUAUGAUAUGAGUGGAAGGAAGUCUCCAUUGAAUGGUUAUGUAAUGAAUUUCUACAAAAACCGUUCCCUGUCGGCACUCACUCAGGAUAACUGGUUAAAUAUGGGAGAUGCUUAUCAUUUACUCAAGGAUUUUGCACUUACUGUUCGAUCUAUCAGGAUUUCACUGAGUGAAUUUUGUGAUGAUGAAGAUGACAAUGUUGUGUUAGCAUUUAAACAACUGAGUAAAGCAUUCAAUCAAAUCGUAGGAAAAAAAGACUGAAUGUUAAACUUUACCCAAGUACUGUGCUCCUGGAAAACAGAUGGUCAAGAAAUUUUCUUGCUCCUCCAUGUUUCAGGAAAUGGUUUACUGCAAAGAACCGCCCUUUCUGACAUGAUUUAGAUUAGACUUUCAAAUGACCCCCUUGUUUACCUGUGACAAUCCUCAACAUAACCCUCCAAAUUCCCAUUCUUUGUCUCAUUAAAUGAUUAGCUGAACUGUUUUCUCCUGCUGACAAAAUACCUGCUUACUUGACCCAACCAACUUUAGUCUGCCCUUUGGGGAAGGCUUCUUCCCUCCCCAAGGCCCUGUACCUUAAUCUGCCCUUAGGCCUCUCCUGAAAUGGCCUGGAGGCAUUCUCAGAUCACGUUCCGUGAUCAACUAUCUCAGAUCACGUUCCGUGAUCAACUAUCUCAGAUCAACUAUGCCAAGGAAGGUCAUCAAAGACAUUCCCAGAUCAAUUGUCCAGUCACACCACACAUCACGCCAUUCCCUCAUACCUGAUUCUUUCUAGCCCUUAUUGCUAGAAAUUAAAAUUCUUUUUUGGCUGACCUUAGAGACUGCUAAAGGUCUCAGAGGGAGAAUGUGUUUUCUUAUUUCAUUGGUCCUUUACUUGUUGCAAUAGGCCAUUUCGCUUAUUGCAAUAGUUUUUUCAAAUAAAGUCUCUCAUUGUUUAAGUUUGGAUUUGUGUUUGGUUUGAUUUUCAUUCUGCACCAAUGAAAUAAAAUGCAUUACCUAGCUAAAGUAUAGAUUUCACAAUGUAUUGACCAACUUCUCAAAAGAUGUCCUAGUCUUCCCUGACCAGGGUGGCUCAGUUUGUUGGGCAUGGUCCUGUUGGGAACCGCCCUGACUGGUA